Messenger RNA from Crotalus tigris (Tiger rattlesnake), 1823 nucleotides. Its product is annotated as olfactory receptor 49-like. Gene Ontology annotation, cellular component: membrane. The transcript is spliced from 3 exons. Lineage: Eukaryota; Metazoa; Chordata; Lepidosauria; Squamata; Viperidae. Gene Ontology annotation, molecular function: olfactory receptor activity; G protein-coupled receptor activity. The record is from RefSeq and is a predicted model, not a curated record. The coding region runs from base 696 to 1643 and encodes 315 amino acids. Gene Ontology annotation, biological process: G protein-coupled receptor signaling pathway.
CUAGGUUGUGGUUUAUAAAUCACAGCAGUUGAUGUGAUUUAUCACAGAUGUGAAGGCAGAACGAAACCACAACCAAACUUGGUGUGUGGCAUGAGAGAGGCCAAGAUAAAGUGCCCUACACGAUGAAUGUGCACACAAUGAUUUUUCCUGUCUUUGGGUUUGACAUCAAUAGAGGAAGAAGUUAUAGAAAACCUGAUACAGAUUCCCCUGCAAUGCAUUUUAUCACUGCUUGAGGAGGUUCUGAGGGAGCUUUGCAAGCCAAUCCUGAAUACCUCUUACAUCACAUGCUUCAAAACAAUAACAAGCUCCAUGGUUUAUAAGAAGUUACUUCUAUACUCAUUGCUGUGAAAAAAAUAUGUAUGUAUGUAUGCAGAAAAAUUGUCCUCUGUAUAUCUGUGACCCAGGAAUCUUCUGAAAGACACUCUGGAUGGUGAAUUUCAUCAUUCCCCAAAUUUGAAUUAGGGAGUAAAGUUUUUAUGGAUGCUUUUUCCUUGUUUUUUAUUAAUCGAUAUAUUCAGCCCAGUCUAAUAAACUAGAGGAUGGUUUUACGGGCAGAAAGAAGAUAGCAUAGGGUUCAUGAAAUCUGUAUGAAUAUUUUAAUAUAAAUUGGAAACGCUCCAUUGAGAAGAAUGAUAGGAUCACCUUUUCUUCAGGACUUGAAACAUUAUCAAUUUGAAACACAAGGAAUGAACUAAAUGGCAAACAGCACCACAGUGAGGGAAUUCAUAUUGUUAGGGCUAACUAACAACCAACAAAUUGCUGUUGGCCUUUUUCUCAUCCUGCUUGGGAUUUAUCUUUUGACAUUGAUAGGAAACAUGUUGAUUAUUAUUGUCACAUUGGUGAAUGCCCAACUGUGUAGUCCAAUGUAUUUCUUCCUCCGACAUGUGGCAUGGAUAGAGAUUGGGUAUGUAAGUAGCAUCAUUCCUAAAACACUGGCCAACAUAGCCACUGGUAGCAAGAGUAUCUCUUUAGCUGGUUGCUUCGUACAGAUGUUCCUCCAUUUUGUUCUUGGCACCACUGAAUUCCUUCUACUGGCCACAAUGUCUGUUGAUCGCUACAUAGCCAUCUGUAACCCUCUUCACUACACAACCAUCAUGAAUGAACAAAUCUGCUCAUUAUUGGUACUUUGUUGCUGGAUUGGGGGUUUGUCAUUAAUUCUAGUUCCAGCCAUUCUUUUCUUUCAAAUGCCAUUUUGUGGUCCUAACAACAUCAUCAAUCAUUUCUUUUGUGACAAUGGAGCACUAAUCAAACUCUCAUGUGUUGAUACCAGUCUCCUAGAACUGAUUAAUUUUAUGAUUGCCAUAUUCUCUCUGCUUGGGACCUUAAGUGUCAACAUUGUGUCUUAUGUCAAAAUCAUUUCCACGAUUCUGCGCAUCCCAUCAACUACAGGGAGGAAGAAGACAUUUUCCACCUGUGCAUCUCACAUGACUGUGGUCUCCAUCACUUACAGCAGUUGUGUUUUCAUGUACAUAAGACCCAAAGGCAGCAGCAAAUUAGAUUUCAACAAAAUGAUAGCUCUUCUGAAUACUGUCCUGGCUCCACUUUUGAUCCCGUUCAUAUAUUGUUUGAGGAACAGACAAGUGCAGGAUGCUUUGAGGACUGAACUGAGACAAUGGAUUGAGUUUUGCAAGAAAUUGAAAUGAUUUGUCAUUGAAGUGACCUUGAAUCAGAUUUUAAAGUUCAUCUUCUGCUUUGUUAAGUUAUGGCAUGUGCUGCUUUCAGAUGUAAUGAUCACACACUGAUGUGGUUUACAAGAGGACGUGGUAAUCAGGAAGCAAAACAUUUGAUAAUCCUCAACAAAAUAAAGCACAAUAUAUCAGGAA